Messenger RNA from Funneliformis geosporum, 732 nucleotides. NCBI's taxonomy places the organism in Eukaryota, Fungi, Glomeromycota, Glomeromycetes, Glomerales, Glomeraceae. The record is from the annotation of a GenBank genome assembly.
AUGGCUCAAAUUUUUCGUCUCAACCUUUUUCGUAAUUCUCGACAUAUUUCUUCUCAACAGUUCCUUCGUAAUAUUCCUUCACCAUUCAUUAGCUCUUAUACUACUGAACCAUUAUUUAAAUUGAGACCAGCUCCAGUUCCAUUGGCAAAUCCACGAGAACAAAAAGAAUUUGAAGAAUUGGUUCGUAAGAAUCAUGGUUCUUUUACUUCCGUUAAUGUACAGAUGGAAGAAGAAGAAUUGACAUCAGCGCAUCCUGAUUUACGACAAAAACCUUCUCCUCAAUUCGAAGGUGAUAAAAACCCUAAAACUGGUGAAAUUGGUGGACCUAAACAAGAACCUCUAAUACAUGCUGGAGGUUUAAUCUAUCAAAAAGACUUUGUUGAAGGUCUAAACAAGCUUACUUCUAACGAAUAUUUGGUAUUAGCAGGAACAUUCCAUGGAGUACAUGCUAUAACUUCAAAAAUAUCACCGGUUCGAAACGCAACUUCUUCAGGUUUAGAAGUACUCGAAGCAGACACAUUCAAAUUAUAUUGCUAUCAAACAUUAACAGGUACAAAAUUUUUAAUCAUUGCUGAGCCAACCCACGGAAACAUUGAUUUAUUACUUCGUCGUACUUAUGAUAUUUAUUGUGAUUAUGUUAUGAAAAAUCCUUUCUAUACACCUGAAAUGCCAAUUAAAUCUGAAUUAUUUGAUUCAAACUUGGCCAAAUUAAUUAAACAAGUUAGUUCUUAA